Myodes glareolus (Bank vole) is the source of this 1616-nucleotide messenger RNA. NCBI's taxonomy places the organism in Eukaryota, Metazoa, Chordata, Mammalia, Rodentia, Cricetidae. The record is from RefSeq and is a predicted model, not a curated record.
UGUGUCCUCUCUUGGCUCUUGCUCAUUCCAGGAGUCCCAGCUGCUGGAGGAGGCUGUGCAGAAGGUGCGAUGAGCAAGAUCAGUGACGCGGUGAACCGGGCGCGGGAGGCCUUUAACUCCGGCAAGACUCGCCCGCUGCAGUUCCGAAUCCAGCAACUGGAGGCGCUGCGGCGCAUGAUCACUGAGCACCAAGCGGACAUCGUCGCUGCACUGGCCGCUGACCUGCACAAGAAUGAGUGGACCGCCUACAAUGAGGAGAUUGUGCAUGUGCUGGAGGAGAUUGACACCACGAUUAAGAAACUCCCAGAGUGGGCUGAGGAUGAGCCUGUGGCAAAGACUCCCCAAACCCAGCAGGAUGAGUCCUACAUCCACUCGGAGCCCCUGGGCAUAGUCCUUGUUAUAGGUGCUUGGAACUACCCCUUCAACCUCACCAUCCAGCCCAUGGUGGGUGCCAUUGCUGCGGGAAAUGCAGUAGUCCUCAAGCCCUCAGAAGUGAGUGAGAACACGGCAGACCUGCUAGCCACCCUUGUCCCUCAGUACCUGGAUAAGGAUCUGUAUCCAGUGAUCAAUGGGGGUGUCCCCAAGACCACGGAGCUGCUUACUGAGAAGUUUGACCACAUCAUGUACACUGGGAGCACAGCGGUGGGGAAGAUCGUUAUGGCCGCCGCGGCCAAGCACCUGACCCCUGUCACCCUGGAGCUUGGAGGAAAAAGCCCUUGCUACGUGGACAAGGACUGUGACCUAGAUGUGGCCUGCCGGCGGAUUGCCUGGGGGAAAUUUAUGAACAGUGGCCAGACCUGUGUUGCCCCAGACUACAUCCUCUGUGACCCCUCCAUUCAGAACCAAAUCGUGGAGAAGCUCAAAAAGUCGCUGAAGGAUUUCUAUGGGGAAGAUGCUAAGCAGGCCCGUGAUUAUGGGAGAAUCAUCAAUGACCGUCACUUCCAGCGGGUCAUAGGCCUGAUUGAGGGCCAGAAAGUAGCCCAUGGAGGCACCUGGGAUGCGGCUUCACGAUACAUAGCUCCCACCAUUCUCGUGGACGUGGACCCCCAGGCCCAGGUGAUGCAGGAGGAGAUCUUUGGGCCGGUGAUGCCCAUUGUGUGUGUUCGAAGCUUGGAAGAGGCCAUUAAAUUCAUCAACCAGCGUGAGAAACCUCUGGCACUCUACGUGUUCUCCAACAACAACAAGGUGAUCAAGAAAAUGAUCGCAGAGACAUCAAGUGGCGGUGUGACAGCCAAUGACGUCAUUGUUCACAUCACUGUGCCCACUUUGCCCUUCGGGGGUGUGGGGAACAGUGGCAUGGGAGCCUACCAUGGCAAGAAAAGCUUCGAGACCUUCUCCCACCGCCGCUCCUGCCUGCUGAGGUCUCUAAUGAAUGAAGAAACCCACAAGGGCAGAUACCCACCAAGCCCAGUCAAGAUGCCCCGGCACUGAGAGGACUGUUACACCCAACUCAUUUUUGCUGGCUUUGCUGUCCUUGGAAAAUUGCUCUUGGAGCCACAUCCUGGCUUCUCACCCACCUGCUACCUGCAUGUGCUCAACUCCCAGAUGGCUCACCUCAUCCCUGCACAUUCUUCUGUUUCCUGGGCACAGAGAUCAAUAAAGCCUUCCGAAGGAAA